AUGGGUAAAGCCAAGUCGUCAAAGCAGGGCGGCGCGAAGGGCCCCUAUGACCGCCCGAGCAAAAGUCCCGCCGCCAACAAUGUUUUCAAGUUCAGCAAGGAUUUUGGCCAACAUAUCCUCAAGAACCCCGGUAUUGCAGAGGCCAUAGUGCAAAAGGCGUAUCUUAAACCUCAGGAUGUAGUCCUCGAGGUUGGGCCCGGUACUGGAAACUUGACUGUCAAGAUCCUAGAGCAAGCCCGAAAGGUUAUCGCCGUGGAGAUGGAUCCGCGUAUGGCGGCUGAGACUACCAAGAGAGUCCAGGGGAAGCCUGAAGCGAAACGCCUCGAAGUCAUCCUUGGAGACGUCAUCAAACAAGAUCCCCUGCCGCAGUUCGACAUCUCCUCGCCUUUGGUCUUCAAACUCCUCAGCCUUCCGACUGCUCGCCCUGGAGAUGCCUUGUACUGCCGCCUGUCAGUAAAUGCCCAGUUCUGGGCCCGAAUCACGCAUGUUCUUAAAGUAGGCAGAGCCAACUUCCGUCCUCCUCCGCAGGUCGACUCUAGUGUUGUGAGAAUCGAGCCAAAGACUGGAAGCGAGAGACCGAACAUCAGCUUUGAAGAGUGGGAUGGCAUGCUGCGCAUCUGCUUUGGACGCAAGAACCGGACUCUCAGAGCUUCUUGGCUCGGCAAAGAAGUUCUGUCUAUGCUGGAGCGAAACUACCGCCUGUACUGCGCACAACACGACAUAGUGCUGGACGACAGCAUCAUUGAUGACCAGGAGGAUGACGGAGAUGAUAUGGAGGUCGAUGACAACGUGGCACCAGGUGCCGGAGACGAAGCAGAGGAAUGGGGCGGCUUCAUGGACGUCGAUGGCGCCGCGAACGACACGCCCUCCUUCUUCUCCGAGCUGAAGAAAGCGGGCAGCGAGGUCCCAAAGACCAAGAGCAAACGGAGCAAGACCCGAGUCGCCCUUCUCAUCAAGACAAAGGUUCUCAAGGUGCUCGAGGAUCUCGACCUCGCGGACAAGAGAAGUGGGAAGUGCGAUGAGAACGACUUCCUUCGACUACUGGCGGCAUUCAACGCGGAGUCAUUGCACUUCUCUUAG
Messenger RNA from Anthostomella pinea, 1080 nucleotides. NCBI's taxonomy places the organism in Eukaryota, Fungi, Ascomycota, Sordariomycetes, Xylariales, Xylariaceae. The record is from the annotation of a GenBank genome assembly.